AUGCUCAAACACUAUUGGUAUAGAGCGACACUACAGGCCGGCCUCUCCACUCAACCCUCGUACGCCAUUCGUCUUGAACACGGCCAAGCACCUCGAUGGCGUCUGAAAGCAUUGCACCGACAAUCGAACAUCCUUGGCGAUGGUGGCUACGGAACUGUAUUUCUUAGUCAAAAUUCGCAAAACAGGAGCAUAGCGGUGAAAACGGAAAAGUACAGCAAGUCGAUGUUACACAUUGAAGUGAAUGUUCUCAAAGCAGCUAAUGCUGCCAAGUGCAAGCACUUUUGUCAGCUAUUCGAUUAUGGCACUUGCAAGCCAGACUACGUCUACGUUGUGAUGACGCUUUUACAUAAGGAUCUUCACAAAUUAAGGGCGGAGAUGCCAGACAGAAAGUUCACAUUCAGCACUGCUCUUCGUCUAGCGAUGCAAACUUUCAACGCCAUUGAAGAAUUGCACUCGAUUGGAUAUAUUUCUCGUGAUAUCAAACCCGGUAAUUUUGCUCCUGGGCAUAAGGCAACAAGAGAAGGAAAAACUAUCUUUAUGUAUGACUUCGGCCUCGCAAGAAGAUAUGUAGACAAGAAUAGGAAUGUCAUACCAUCACGGAAGGAGGUAGGAUGGAGAGGUACUACCCGUUAUGGAAGCCUUAUAGCACAUAAAAGACAGGACCUUGGUAGGCGCGAUGACUUGGAAAGCUGGUUCUACAUGUUGAUUGAAAUUACAAGGGGAAGUCUACCAUGGAGACUGGUUACAGAUCGAGCUCAAGUUUAUGCCGCUAAGCUAGCCGCUCGAGAAGGUGAAGGACGAGCACAUUUUCUCAGUGAUACACCACCUCAGUAUAACAUGCUACUCACAUGGAUUGAUGCUUUGGUAUUUGAAGAUACACCUCCUUACUCUAAAUUCUACAAUAUGCUAGAUGGGAUCCGCGAAGAACGUAAAAUUCGUAUGCAUGAACGUUGGGACUGGGAAGACGACACGUCAACAGUCACAAGCAGAUCCGAUGCUCGAACUGAUGCCCGAAAUUAGCCAUUAUUUUAUUUCGCAAAUUCCCAUUUCAUUUCCGAGUAAAUUAUCAGUCUAACGAAGCAAAUGUGACUUUUCCAUGAUAAUAAGCCAACCAUGCUGUAUGUCGCGACAUCCGCAC
Molecule: messenger RNA, 1138 nt
Organism: Cylicocyclus nassatus
Lineage: Eukaryota; Metazoa; Nematoda; Chromadorea; Rhabditida; Strongylidae
Source: the annotation of a GenBank genome assembly